Messenger RNA from Juglans microcarpa x Juglans regia, 745 nucleotides. RefSeq lists its product as uncharacterized. Lineage: Eukaryota; Viridiplantae; Streptophyta; Magnoliopsida; Fagales; Juglandaceae. Gene Ontology annotation, molecular function: zinc ion binding. The coding region runs from base 97 to 570 and encodes 157 amino acids. The transcript has 2 exons. The record is from RefSeq and is a predicted model, not a curated record.
UUCUUGCUGUGCGUGCGUGCUUUUUUUUCAGUGCUUCCCUUUAUGUGUGUCUUUUGAUAUGUGUGCCUUUCUUUUGUGAUUCUGGUUCAUGUUAUAAUGUCGUCAUUAUCACUAUCUUCAUCCGUUGGCAAACGUACUUUGGCAUCGCCCUUGUGCUUCUGUGACGUUGAAGCUAAUUUGAGAUACUCAAAUACUAAGGCAAAUCCUGGACGACCCUUCUUAGGGUGUCCAAAGUACAACAUGAAGGGAUUACCACACUGUAAUUAUUUCAAGUGGGCAGAUAGUGAGCAAAACAUAGAGGUAGAAGAAAGAAAAAAUGAAGUGUCAAGGAAAACUGAGGAAGAGCUCGAAAAGAGACUCAGCGAUAUCGAAAAUAAAGUAACUGAGCUCCUUAAGAUAGUGGAUGACAUCAAGAAGAUAGAGAUGGUGCUAUAUAGUAUAUAUGAGGAGGUCCGGAAAAAUGAGUUGGUGCUUCUUGAGAGAGAAGUUGCCCUAAGGCAUUCACGCACGUUAUCCCGGAUGUACUUUGGUGUUUUUGUAGUUAUUUUUUGCUAUUUAUACUUUUGGUAGUGGUUUAUAUUACAUCUUAUUCGGAAGUUGUAGGUUAAGUGUUAUUAGUUAUCUACAAAACUAAAUUGUAGUUAUCUACAAAACUGAAUUAUUAGUUAAGUGUUAUUUAAUGUGUUAUAAGUUAUUUAAUUUGUAUAAUUAGAUUUGUAUAAUUAAUAUAAGGUGUUAUAAGUUA